AUGACCCAAACCGAGACCCCAUCUCCGCCGCUCAUCACGUGGUCCCUCACGGGAAAGCGGGGCAGGAGGAGCCCCCAACCUCGACGCACCCACCACGAACCGGAGUCCCAAGAGCGCGACAUCGCCCGCUUCCUCCUCGCUCUCUCCUCCCCAUCCCCCUCCUCCAGUCACGGCGGAGGCGAGGAGGCGGUGGUGGACGGCGAGGGUUCGGGAUCGGAUGGGAGCGGCAGGAGGAAAAGGAGGAGGAGGAGGGUGACGACGAGGGUGCGGGUGCACGAGUGCUCGCUGUGUCCGAAGAGGUUCCGGACGGGGCAGGCGCUGGGAGGACACAUGAAGAGCCAUUGGGAGCGGGACCUCCAGGGGAGGGUGGUCAAGAAGAAGACGAGGAAGCUCAGCUCCUUGCUUGCAUUAGGCUUAGGGUUAGGGUUUGGUCUGGAGCUCGAUGUGCCCUCUCCUUCCCCUCCUAAUCCCAAGUCCCCGGGGUUCUCUUUAGAAGGAAGGGAAAGAGACGAGGAAUACGGCGGCGAAUCUUUAGCGGAAGAGGACUCCUCGUCGUCGUCUCCACCGGCUCCUCUGCUGCUUCCGUGCUAA
Messenger RNA from Phoenix dactylifera (date palm), 591 nucleotides. NCBI's taxonomy places the organism in Eukaryota, Viridiplantae, Streptophyta, Magnoliopsida, Arecales, Arecaceae. The record is from RefSeq and is a predicted model, not a curated record.